Messenger RNA from Manihot esculenta (cassava), 1332 nucleotides. RefSeq names its product epimerase family protein SDR39U1 homolog, chloroplastic. The record is from RefSeq and is a predicted model, not a curated record. The coding region runs from base 142 to 1191 and encodes 349 amino acids. Lineage: Eukaryota; Viridiplantae; Streptophyta; Magnoliopsida; Malpighiales; Euphorbiaceae. The transcript is spliced from 13 exons.
CUGGUGUGGUUCCAAAUCAAACACGAUGAUGAUUGAACAACGAAAGGAUUUUCUUUUCUUCUUCUUCUUCUCUAAUCUCUUUAUUAUCUAACCCCAGAGACAGAGAUUAGGUGAAAGGCAAAGUUUUUGGCAGCUAAAGUAAUGGAGGUGUUGUGUAGAGCCACUGCUUUAACAUGGACUCACUCCAUCUCUCCUCCUCUUCACAUUCCUCGAACUUUCUCUAAGCUUGACGCUCGGAGAUUAAGUGUGUGUUGUGCCUCUGAUCAAACCCAAAAGGCAAAUCAGAUGACUGUAUCAAUAACAGGAGCCACAGGCUUUAUAGGUAGAAGAUUGGUGCAAAGACUGCAUGCAGAUAACCAUUACAUUAAUGUUUUGACACGUUCGAAAUCUAAAGCAGAGUUAAUAUUUCCGGCCAAAGACUUCCCUAGAAUUGUAGUUGCCGAGGAGCCAAAAUGGAAAGACAGCAUUCGAGGUUCAAAUGCUGUUGUAAAUUUAGCUGGAAUGCCCAUCAGUACAAGAUGGUCAUCUGAGAUAAAGAAAGAGAUUAAACAAAGCAGGAUUAGAGUCACCUCAAAGGUUGUAGAUUUAAUAAAUGAUUCGCCAGAUGGAGUUCGGCCCACAGUUCUGGUCAGUGCCACAGCUGUUGGUUAUUACGGCAGUAGUGAAACACAAGUAUUUGAUGAGCGCAGUCCAUCUGGAAAUGACUACUUGGCUGAGGUAUGUAGAGAAUGGGAAGCAUCAGCCCUCAAAGUAAAUAAGGAUGUGAGAUUAGCACUUAUUCGCAUUGGUGUUGUUCUUGGUAAAGACGGGGGUGCUUUAGCUAAAAUGAUUCCUCUGUUCAUGAUGUUUGCUGGUGGACCUCUGGGUUCCGGACAACAAUGGUUUUCCUGGAUUCACCUAGAUGACAUAGUAAACCUAAUCUAUGAAGCUUUAUCAAAUCCAGCUUAUAGAGGAGUUAUCAAUGGAACUGCACCAAAUCCAGUUCGAUUGGCAGAGAUGUGUGACCGACUGGGAAAUGUCCUCGGCCGGCCCUCGUGGCUACCUGUACCUGACUUUGCCCUCAAAGCAGUCCUUGGAGAAGGUGCUUCUGUGGUUUUGGAUGGACAGAAAGUGCUUCCUAAAAGAGCCAAGGAGUUGGGUUUCCAGUUCAAAUAUCCCCAUGUGCAAGAUGCACUCAAAACCAUCCUUUGAUGAGAUGAGAGGGUAUUAAUAUACAGAUGCAGCAACUGUAUAUUUGUUUAUUCUUUUGUUUGAGGAUCAAACUUGUUCCAUCAUGCUCAAUGCUUGUUUAAAGCUUGUUUUAUAAAAUAUAUUAAAAUCAUUUUUUGUUAA